Polychytrium aggregatum is the source of this 1020-nucleotide messenger RNA. RefSeq lists its product as uncharacterized. Lineage: Eukaryota; Fungi; Chytridiomycota; Chytridiomycetes; Polychytriales. The coding region runs from base 1 to 1020 and encodes 339 amino acids. The transcript has a single exon. The record is from RefSeq and is a predicted model, not a curated record.
AUGCCCAAGAGACAUUCAUCCUCCAAACGCCGCCCGGGUGGGGCUUCAACGAAUGAGGACGGAUGGCCCGACUACGCAUGUCAGAUCCUCUUCGAGGACGGUACCUUCUGUGACGAAGAUGCGAUUCACGGGGCGUCCUUUUGCAGCGAUCAUCUGAAGAGCGUUUUGCAUUUGCGCGCAGAUGGCAAAUCCCCCGACUCCAUGCGUCUCUACGCCGCCGCUACCGAGAGCGACAAGGACACGAAACGGGUCUUCAAGAAGGGUGAGUACAUUUUGACCGCCGAUGGUGCGGCCCUGAUGCAGAGACUUGGUCACUCGUUCGAUUGCCCUUACCGGGGCGAAUGGACUUACACCCACGACCAUGACAACUUCUCUGUCGAUUUCUUGCCCAGGCUCACCGACAGCACCAGCAAGGCCAAUGCCGAGUACACCGUGUCAUCUUACUCGACCGCGUGCAUCCUCUACGCCACAAAGGACAUUGCCGAUGGAGAGGAGAUCUGCGUCGUCCGUCCCUCGAUCGUCACGGAUCACGUCAGCGGCGGGAAUCGGCUCUCUGUCUCCAAGCUCACCAAAAAGACCAGUGCCGCCGCGAGCUCGGGUGGUGCCAUCUCUGACAACAGCAACCACCGGCUCCGCCGAGUCGUCGAGGGCACCAAGGAUUACGACACCGUGAUGAAGGUCGCCGAGAAGGCCUUUGACAAGCUGACCAGCAAAAUGAAGGUGGUUCUGUUUGCACAUGUGCAUGACUUUGAGGCCGACGAGGCUCGCCAGUGGCUGCAUCACAAUGAGAUCCCGUAUAGGGUGGUGAACCUGGAGCAUGACCCGUUGCACAUGGAGCAGGCUCUGCAGGUGAUGUUUGACGAUAUCGACCCCCCUUUGAUCGUCAUCAACGGCGAUGCCUAUCCUCUCACCAGUGACUGGAAGGAAGACGAUUACAUUGUCAAGAAGGCGCGAUCGACGACCCGCAUCCGCGCUCGUGAGGCCGCCGGAAUCAAGGACGACAGCGAGUCCAGUGAAUGA